Molecule: messenger RNA, 2876 nt
Organism: Leptopilina boulardi
Lineage: Eukaryota; Metazoa; Arthropoda; Insecta; Hymenoptera; Figitidae
Exons: 10
Coding region: 275-1453 (392 amino acids)
Biological process (GO): detection of chemical stimulus involved in sensory perception of smell; sensory perception of smell
Cellular component (GO): plasma membrane
Molecular function (GO): odorant binding; olfactory receptor activity
Source: RefSeq, a predicted model, not a curated record
AUUUAACAAUUUCCUAAAACAUUAGUGUAACUGACACAAUUUUAAGUUAAUUCUUUUUUUUCCUAAGAAAUAAAUGCUUAAAGCUCAUGACUUAUAGAAUUGUUGUUGAAGUUUAAUUAGGGUUUCGACCUUUUUUAUUAUGUAUACAGUAUAAGAUAAUUACAUUCAAGAAGUUUUUAAAUCUCAGAGGCUGACACAUAACUUUUUAUUCUGCCUUUCAAUAACAGCAAUAAGUGUUAAUACUUUGAUAAAAAAUAAAAAAAAAUUAUUUUUAAUGGAUUUUUUUGAUAGUAAAUACUAUAAAAUUAAUAAAAUUGUUUUAAAAAUAUGUGGACUUUGGCCUUUUCAAUCGUAUAUAAUACAAUAUUUGAUAAGAAUAUUUAUUGCUUGUUGCUAUAUUAGUAUACUUAUUCCACAGAUGAUUUGCUACGUUAAGCUUUGGGGAGAAAGUUUAGAUGGAAUUAUGGUACGCACAUUACCUCUCUUGACUACAGUUCUUUAUUCAAUAAAAUUGCUGACUGGCAUUAUAAGUUCUGAAAAGGUAAAAAAUUUACUGAAUACAGUGAAAAGUCAUUGGGAUUUUAUGUCAUCUGAGCCAGAAUUUGAUCAAUUUCUUAAGCAGGCUCAAAGAGGAAGAGAUAGUACAAUUUUUUAUGCAAGUUAUUUAGGUUUCACUACAGUUGGCUAUCUAUUCAUGCCAUUGGUACCAUGUUUAAUUGAUCAAAUUGCACCUCUCAAUGAAACUCGAGAAAGAAUUUUUAUUUAUGAACUUGAUUAUGGAGUUGAAGACAAUACGAAAUACUUUUAUUGGAUACAAAUUCAUAUAUUUAUUAGUGCAUUUGCAAAGGAAUUUCCUCUACUUGGCUUUGAUACAUUAUUUCUUAUACUCACACAACAUGCAACUGGAAUUUUUUCCGCAUUAGGUUAUAAACUAAGGAAUAUUAACGAAAACGUACCUAAGGAAAUUAAUUUAGUUGAAAAGGAAGACAUUAUUUGUAAAGAAAUUUCAAAAUGUGUAGAAAGACACUGGAUUGGUUUAGAGUUUGUCGCUUCAAUUGAAUCAUUAUUUGCAAUCUCUUAUUUACUGCAAAUACUAAUUACUGUUGUCAUUAUAAGUCUCAUAGGAAUAUUGGUAUUAAUUAAUUUAGAUAAACCACAUGAAGCUAUAAGAUUUGUAGUGUUUGUUGUAGCACACAUGGUCAGUUUGUUUAUUUUGAGUAAAUCGUCUCAGCGAUUAACGGAUAAUACUGGCUUACUAUUUGAUAAUAUAUAUUUCUCUGAAUGGUAUGAAAUGCCAUUAAAAUGUAGAAAAAUGUUACUUCAAAUAAUGAUGAGAACUAAAGAUCCUUGCAAACUUACAGCUGCUCAAGUUUAUGUUAUAGAUAUAGAAAGCUUUUCAGGGAUGAUUCGAGCUUCAAUGUCUUAUUUCACAAUGUUGUCAUCAAUGAGAUAAACACAUAAAUAUAAUUUUUGAUAAUAAAAAAUAUAAUUUACUGUGUUCUCUACGAAUACCAGGAUGAGAAUGAUGAUUGGAUGGCCAACGAGUCAUUAUAAUAAUAUUUUUAGCCCUUCACUGCAAAAAUUUAGACCUUCUGUAGAGAUAUUUUUCACCCUCCUGCUGUAUUAGACAAUCCUUUAUUGCAUAUGUAUAAUUGUAUUGUACUCUUAUUGUUUUAUUACUUUAUUUAUAACAGAUUUUAGCCCUCUCAUGCUACCCGUAGAUAUAUUUAUUAACAAAAAUAUACCGAAAUUUUGAAUCAUUUUAUUAAUUUUCUCGGCUACUCAAAGUAAAUCAAUAUAGGGAGGAGGGGGAUUUGUGAAAGAGUUCUGCAAGAAUUGUUAUAAAAAAAAUAAUUUAAAUCAACACAAUAAAUUCAUCAAAAUUACAAAAAAUAGAUUUUAAUUUAAUCCCUCAUAACAAAAGGAUAUCCAUAUCAAUGGUCGAUAUCCUAGAAUGGUCCCCAGGAUAUCUUGGGAUAUCCAUAGGAUAUCCCUAGGAUAUCCAAACCACCGGUCUGUGGGACAUCAACAGGACAUCCAUAGGAUAUCCACAGGAUAUCCCUGAGACAUCCACAAAAUAUCUAUUGGAUAUUAUAUCGCAGGAUAUCCGUGGGAUAUCCUUAGGAUGUCCGUGGGAUAUUCUUAGGAUAUUCACGGGAUAUUUAAUAUCUCAACAUAUAUUUUUAAAGGUUAAAAUUGUUAAGCUAAUAUAAUGAAUAAUAAUAUAAUAAAAACAAAAAUCUUAUGAGCUUCUAAUUUAUUUUAAAUGAAGAUUUAAAACGCAUUUUUCAAAGUUUUUAAAUAAACUCAUGCACUUAAUGUAUAAUUAAUAUUAAUAGUUAUUCGUUAUUUGCGGGGAAGAAUUUAUAUUGUUUAAAGCCAAUUUAUUUUCUGACAAUAUUAAGCAUAUGAAUAAAGUAAUGAAUCACGAAUGAGAAAAAAAUUAGUUAAUAAUUUUUCAAAUUAUACAACUUUCUCGAAAAACAAGUUGCAUUUUAUUUUAUUUAUAUAUAAAAUUUAAUUCACAGAAUAUUCUCACUCGUAGUCUCAUAAUGACUUUAAAAACAGUAUCCUGAGAAUAUCUUCUUGACAUCGAGAAGAUAUACUGAGAAUAUCCUGAAAAUAUCUGUGGGAUAUCCUAACGAUAUCUAUGGGAUAUCCUGAUGAUAUCUGUGGGAUAUCCUGACGAUAUCUAUGGGAUAUCUGGAGGACAUUUAUGAAAGUCUAUAGAGAUAUCCUCAGAUAUCCAUGGGAUAUCCAAAGAAUAUCCAAACCUCCGAUUUUUUGGAUAUCCUUAAGAGAUCCUUUUGAUAUCCAUAGGACAUCCCUAGGAUAUCUGCGGGAUAUUAUCAAUAUAUCCCAAGAUAUCUUGUGUU